UCGCAACUUACAUGUUAAGUGAUCUUUGAAUAUAAAAAGGUUGAGAACCACUGAUCUAUAAUCUAUAUAAAGUAGCUAUCUCAUACUUCAACGUGUCAAAAAAGUAAAAGUUGUGAAACUGUCAUAUUGACCAAGAGUGUUAUAUUUUCAUUAAUUAUAACAUAGUUACAAUAUUAUUUCUAAGUACAGUUAUAAUUGUUAAUGCAAAACUUUAUAAACAGUGACAUGUAAUCUAUAAAUGUUUAUAAAAUUAUUUACAAAUAAAAACGAAAUAUUAAAGUGGAAGUUCUUUUUACAAUUCCAGUCUGAAGAUACUUCUUAAUAAGGUGGACAUAACACACAUAUACACACAUACACUUGUACUCUUACGUUCAGAAAUUAAUAAAUAAAAAAAAUUUGACAAAACUUUAUAAUUUGCUCAAGAAACAAUGAUCAUCUCCUUACUACUGUUCUGCAUUUUUAUUAUAUUACUGUGUCAUUACGCCAUUCAUUAUGGAAGAUUUGGGCAACUUAUUAAUCGGAUACCUGGAGAACCGGUGUUACCAUUAAUUGGUCAUGUCCUUGAUUGGUGCAGACGUUCAUUAGAGGACCUCUGGACAUAUCAUCGCGAAAUUGGUAAAAAGUUUUAUCCAAUAUAUAGAAUUUGGCACGUGAAUAUAGCUUAUGUUAGCAUUAGCCAUCCAGAUGACGUACAGACAAUAUUAACCAAUCCAAAGCAACAUCUUGGGAAAGGAUACAUAUACACAUUUCUUCAUCCUUGGUUGAAUACCGGCCUACUCACUAGCGAAGGCAUAAAGUGGCAUAAAAGACGAAAGAUACUAACGCCAGCAUUUCAUUUUAAUGUGCUAAAACAAUUUGUUGACAUUUUGAUCGAGGAGGGCAAUUACAUGACGCAAUGUUUGAAAGAUAGUAAAGAAUCGACUGUUAAUGAUUUAACCUCCUUUACUAGCAAUCAUACGUUAAAUGCAAUAUGCAAAACUGCUAUGGGAACUUCUUUGAAAGAAAUGGGCGAAUUUCAGCAAGAGUAUCGUCACGCAGUACACCAAAUAGGUAAAAUUGUCAUAAAAAGAUUAAUGAAGAUUUGGAUUCAUUCUGAUGUGGUGUUUUCGUUUGUACCAAUGGGUAGAAUGCAAGCUAAGUGUUUAAAAAUACUGCAUGGAUUCACCGAGAAAAUUAUUACGGAAAGGAAACAACAUCAUAAAAGUACUAAUGGACAAUAUUUGAAACAAUUUGAAAAUGGAUCAAUAAUUGAUGACGAGGAAGUAAUAGGAACUCAGAAAAAAAGACUAGCUAUGUUAGAUCUUUUGAUAGCAGCGUCCCAGAAUAAUGAAUUGAGUGAUUUGGACAUCAGAGAAGAAGUUGAUACUUUUAUGUUCGAAGGUCACGAUACUGUAGCGAUAGGUACGUGCUUCGCUAUAUUGCUGAUAGCUGAGCAUAAAGAUAUUCAGGAUCGUAUUAGGAGUGAAGUUAGUGCUGUGAUGCAAGAGAAUGAUGGAAAACUUACCAUGGCAGCAUUAAAUAAUAUGCCAUAUUUGGAAAGAUGUUUAAAGGAAUCCUUGAGAUUGUAUCCCAGUGUUCCCUUCAUAUCGCGCGUUUUAUCGGAAGAUGUAAAAUUGCAAUCAUAUCUGGUACCCUCUAAAACGGUAUUAUUUAUGCCUAUCUACGAUAUUCAUAGAGAUCCCAACUUUUGGCCACAACCUGAUGUUUUUGAUCCAGAUCGAUUCUUACCAGAAAAUUCUCAAAAUCGUCAUCCUUUUUCUUAUUUACCUUUUAGCGCAGGACCAAGAAAUUGUAUAGGUCAACGAUUUGCUAUGUUGGAGUUAAAAGCUGUCAUAGCCCCUCUAGUGUACAAUUUUUUUUUGGAACCUGUUGACUAUUUGAAAGAUCUUCGAUUUAUAAUGGAUAUAGUACUUCGGGUUGCACAUCCAAUUCGUGUAAAAUUUGUUCCAAUCGUACGUACAGAGUCGUCUGAAGUAAGCGAUUCGACAAAUAGAAAUUAAUUGAAAUCUUUAAGUAAUAAUUAUUAGUGAUUAUUUGGUAAAAAUAUAUUGGGGAUAUUUGUUAUUGAUUUUUGGAUUUUAUUGUUGGAAUAAAAGUGUAUGACAGAAUAUA
Molecule: messenger RNA, 2112 nt
Organism: Linepithema humile (Argentine ant)
Lineage: Eukaryota; Metazoa; Arthropoda; Insecta; Hymenoptera; Formicidae
Source: RefSeq, a predicted model, not a curated record